CUCAUAUCGUAUGGUGUAGAUCGCUGAACGAACUUCGGUUUCAUUUGCGAAAGCCAAGGAAGGGAAACUCCCUAAAACCCUAAACCCUAAUUGCUUUUUUUCGAAAUUUGCAGUCCAAAGAUCAAACGUCUCUUCCUUCCAAACCCUACCGCUAACCCUAAUUUCUUGAUCAAUGUUUCCAGUUCGUAGAACCAAAUCCUAAAUAUCGACAAAAGCAUGCUUUUCUCAAUCCUUGCAACGCACCCUAACCCUAGUCUCCUCCUUCAGAGACCUUUAUAACCCUAAAAUGUCUUCUCUUUGUCUCAGGCGUCGAGCUCUUCUUCAAGCUCAGAGUUUUUGCACCUCUGCGAUCGGUGAAACCCUAACCUUCAGUGCAGCGAGAAGAAAGCUGCGAUGUACUAGCGAGCCCAGCGAAGUUAUCAACAUUUUCAACGCAGUUCAAAAACUCAAUGGAAUUGCGGGGGCUCGAUCUGUUCGUGACCUGGCAGUGAGGAGACUUGUAAAAGCCCAGCGUUUCUCUGAUAUUGAAACCCUACUCGAGAACCAGAAGAAGCACCCAAAUGCAAAGGUAGAGAAGUUCUUAUCUGAUGUGAUUCUUGCAUAUGGUCGGGCUAAAAUGCCAGAUCAGGCCAUUAAGACCUUUUAUCAGAUGGAUGAACUUGGCUGUCCUCGCACUGUAGGUUCAUUCAAUGCGCUUUUAACUGCCUUGAAGGACGCUGAGAAAUUUGAUAGGAUAAUUGAGCUUUUCGAUGAAAUCCCCUCUAAAUUUGGCAUAACAUCGAGUAGUGUCAGCUAUUCGAUCGUCCUCAAGUCUCUGUGUGAUUCAGGUUCACCUGAUAAGGCUUAUGAGAAGCUCAAGGAAAUGAAGGAAAAAGGAAUUAAAGUGACUAACAUUUCUUACACUACUUUAAUUGAUGGGUUUUACAAGAAGAAGAAACCAGAAGAAGCUGAGAAAAUUUGGGAUGAAAUGGUGAAGAAUGGGUGUUCUCUUGAUACCCCAGCUUAUAAUGCUAAGCUUAUUUAUAUAGCAAAUCAUGGAAAACCUGAAGAAGCUCUGAAAUUGCUUGAAGAAAUGGGGGCCUCGAAUGUUAAACCCGAUGCAUUAUCAUAUAAUUUCCUCUUGAUGUGUUACUUGAAGAAUGGUAAAAAGGAGGAAGCCAAGAAGGUCUAUGAAGAAAUGGGGAGAAAGGGUUGCUACCCUGAUCAGGUGACAUACAGGAUUUUUAUGAGAUAUUUGGUUCAAAAAAAUGAUUAUGAUUUGGGUCUUGAAGUUUGCAAGAAAUGUGUUAGGAGGAGAAAGGUCCCGAAUUUUCAAAUUGUGAGCAAUUUGAUUACGGGACUUGUGAAAAAUUUGAAGGAGGAAGAGGCGAAGCAGCUGAUCAAGAUGAUUAACGAUAUUUUUCCACCAAAUGUAUUUCCAUCAAAUGUGUUGCCUGAUUGGAGGAAACUCGAGGCCCAAUUUGGCUUGAACAAGAAGGAAGGAUCAUCAUCCGAUGAGUAAAAGUGAUAGGGGCGAAACUCCCUCGUCUGAUCAACCUAUGGUGAUUCUGGGUUCGUGAACCUGGCCAUGUGGGAACCCUUGGUGCGUGCUGACUCAAAUGAAUCCAAUUGGCUCGGCACUUUUUCAAUCACUGGCUGAAUUAGCAUUAUAUAAGUUGGACGCAUACUGUGGAUAAUUUUGAGAAACCUUUUGGAGGUCUUCCAUUUCCCAUUACAUUUUCAUUCACAAACAUGGAGACAAUUUAAGAAAAAUACAGGAGGUUUUUACAUGUUUGUGUGGAAAUCUUAUUUUCCGUUUCGCAUUAC
Molecule: messenger RNA, 1806 nt
Organism: Amborella trichopoda
Lineage: Eukaryota; Viridiplantae; Streptophyta; Magnoliopsida; Amborellales; Amborellaceae
Product: pentatricopeptide repeat-containing protein At2g18520, mitochondrial
Biological process (GO): chloroplast-nucleus signaling pathway; mitochondria-nucleus signaling pathway
Cellular component (GO): chloroplast
Molecular function (GO): protein binding
Source: RefSeq, a predicted model, not a curated record